Messenger RNA from Labrus bergylta (ballan wrasse), 1261 nucleotides. It is a transcript of the gene mei4, whose product is annotated as meiosis-specific, MEI4 homolog (S. cerevisiae). Gene Ontology annotation, biological process: homologous chromosome pairing at meiosis; spermatogenesis; oogenesis. The record is from RefSeq and is a predicted model, not a curated record. Gene Ontology annotation, cellular component: lateral element. NCBI's taxonomy places the organism in Eukaryota, Metazoa, Chordata, Actinopteri, Labriformes, Labridae.
GAGCUAGUCAGGCAGCAUGGAUUCUCCAGAAAGCCAGGGUGGCCCUGGCAGUGGCAAUAAUAAGGAACAGGCCCCCGAGUAUGAGUGGCAGAGAGCACGCUGAGGCUUUAGGCUGCAAGCUGAGGACUCAGGAUGAAAGCUGGAAGAAGAAAGCCCAGGAGCUGCAGCAGGAGGUGCUGAGUCUGCGUCAGGAAUCACUGAUCAACAGAGUGACGUCCAACACAAAGAGCUCCACUGAGGCAGCAGGUCAGGACAGCUCAAUGGACGUUUCUCAGGAUCUGUUUGGUCCAGGUAGUGUGGUGCUCAGCUCAGACCUUCAACCAGGCUUUGACUCAGAGACCCCUGAACUCAUGCUGGAGGACCCACAACCUGCCAUCACUCCCCCUCCGCCUCCCGUCCCCUCCAGUCUUCAGAAAACUCCUCGCACUAGAGCCGUCCUCCCUCAUGUACACUUCCUGCAGUCUCUGUGCGCUCUGCACCGAGUAGAGGGGGACAGCAGAGGUCUGGAGUCGCUCUGGUUCUGCUCAGACGGGGACGCAGGGUCGGUGCUGGUGGACUCUGUGUGCCUGCUCCUUGACUCGGUGGUGUCGGCGUGCAGGGAUCCCCCUCCGCUGGGACCUGCCGACCUCGUCCUGCAGGGCUGCCAGGUGGCGGCUCGGGCCAUGGACCUGUUCUGCUCCCAGAGGCUGCCGUCUGCGGAGUUCAUGAGACGGGUGGAGGAGUCACUGAGGGAGCUGACGGUGAUGCUGCUGCACAGUCAUCAGAGCAGCCGGCUCCAGGCUGCAGAGAAGCUGAUGGAGUACCUGAUCACGCUGGGAAGUUGCAGCAUGUCAAAGUCCUUUCUCAUCCGUCACAUCCUCUCUGAAAUCAGCUCAGUGGCUGAUCAGCUCUGGCAGGCCUUCCAGGACCAGGAGAGCUCAGGGUUGGACAGGUUUCCAGUGGACCAGUAUCAGAACUCGUGCUUCCUGUUCGGGGUCGUGGAGGAGCUCCUGCUGAGGUCAAAGGUACCGUGUCGGGUGGAGGUGGGGUCGGAUCAGUCGGGCUUCCUGAGUCACUUGGAACAGCACGUCUUUCUGCUGUCCAACGAGUUUCCUUUGUUUUCCAUCUUCAUGUGGAGGAUAGGAGGUCUGCUCACCUCCUCGGACUCAUGAGAUCUCCUGAACAGGGACACUACGUUCAGAUUUUUAAUACUUACACCACAGGACGACCAAACAAUAGAUGAACUCAGCUGGCAAGGAUCUAAAACCACCAACGCAGUGGA